AUGGCAUCGAACAACGCAUCAGAUGCGACCUCUGUCGAGGAACUGACCUCCACAUUGAAGAACUUCGGGCUCGAUUCCGUCCCGCAACUCCCAAACACUUAUCCAACCCUCAACCCCAUCGACAUCUACCGCUCCCACAUCGCCUCCUUGAUCUCUCCGAUCGUCUCGGUUGACGCAAAGACAAUCCUCCCCACCAUAAGUUGGACGAACUCCUUGGACAAUGGCGACCUCAUGCUUCCGGCGGCCGCGCUCCGCAUCAAGGGCAUGAAACCGCAAGAGACGGCCGAGAAGAUCGCGUCCCAGUUCCCCGAAUCACCUUUGAUCGAGAAGCCGCUGGUGGCUGGACAAUUCAUCCGAUUCUUCUUCAAGGCCCUUCCGCUAUCGAAGCUUGUCGUACCGUCAGUCCUGAAGAAUGGCGCGACCUACGGGCUGAAUCAAAACCUCGGGUUGAAAGAUGCGUCCGACCCGUCGAAAGGACCGAAGAAAAUCAUCGUCGAGUUCUCAAGUCCAAACAUCGCGAAACCUUUCCACGCGGGGCAUCUGCGAAGCACAAUCAUCGGUGGUUUCCUAUCCAAUUUGUACCAGGGCGCAGGUUGGGAGGUGAUCCGGAUGAACUACCUUGGUGAUUGGGGUAAGCAGUAUGGCGUUUUGGCGGUGGGUUUCGAGAAAUUCGGCAGCGAAGAGAAGCUGUUGGAGAACCCGAUUGGUCAUUUGUAUGACGUGUACGUCAAGGUCAGCGCAAUUGCGCACGAGGAGGGAGAGAAGAUGAAGGCACUGAAAGAGAAGAUCACCGCGGCCAAAACCGCAGGAGAGUCUGCAUCAGAAGCCGAGGCGGAGUUGCAGAAGAUCCAAGAUGAAGGCAUCGACGAGCAGGCCCGGAAGUACUUCAAGCGCAUGGUCGAUGGAGACGACCAUGCUCUGGGCGUCUGGAGGAGGUUCCGAGAUCUCAGCAUCACCAAGUAUAAGCAGACCUAUGCUCGACUAAAUAUCAACUACGACGAGUACUCCGGUGAGAGCCAGGUAAAAGACGAGAGCAUGGACAAGGCAGCGAAAAUCAUGGAGGACCAGAAAGUCAGCGAGAACAGCGACGGGGCCGUCAUUGUCGACUUGACGAAAUACAGCAAGAAGCUUGGCAAAGCGAUCGUCAAGAAGAAGGAUGGCACAAGUUUGUAUCUGACCAGAGAUAUCGGGGCCAUGAUGGAGCGAUAUGACAAGUUCCAUUUCGACAAGAUGAUCUACGUCGUCGCCAGCCAGCAGGACCUGCAUCUUGCGCAGCUCUUCAAGAUAGUUGAUGCCAUGGGUCUCAAGGAGAUUGCGGAGAAGUGCGUCCAUAUCAACUUCGGAAUGGUCCUGGGCAUGAGCACUAGGAAAGGCACAGCGAAGUUCUUGGACGAUAUCCUCCGAGACGUCGGCGACAAGAUGCACGAGGUGAUGAGGUCGAACGAGGAUAAGUACGCGCAAGUCGAAGAUCCCACCCGGACGGCCGAUAUUCUUGGCAUUUCGGCCGUCAUGGUCCAGGACAUGACCGGGAAGAGGAUCAACAACUACCACUUCGAUAUGGACCGCAUGACCUCCUUCGAGGGGGAUACUGGUCCCUACCUCCAAUACGCCCACGCUCGUCUCACCUCCAUCCUUCGGAAAGCGUCCGUGCCUCAGGAUGCACUCCUCUCCGCCGACCUCUCUCUCCUCACAGAGACCCACGCCAUCCACCUAGUCCGCAUGCUCGCCCAAUGGCCCGACGUGUUCUUCAACACCAUGCGCACGCUGGAACCGAUCACGGUUCUCACCUACCUCUUCCGGAUGACGCAUUCGCUCAGUUCGAGUUACGACCAUCUGCAGGUGGUCGGCAGCGAGGAGAAUCUGAAGGUGGCGAGGAUGGCGCUGUACGUGGCAGCGAGGCAAGUGUUGGGCAACGGAAUGAGGCUGUUGGGGUUGACGCCGCUGGACAGGUGGGUCUUACCAGUGCGGCUAACAAGUGGAAAUGAUGAGCUAAUCGACGCUUAG
Eremomyces bilateralis CBS 781.70 is the source of this 2004-nucleotide messenger RNA. RefSeq names its product arginyl-tRNA synthetase. NCBI's taxonomy places the organism in Eukaryota, Fungi, Ascomycota, Dothideomycetes, Eremomycetales, Eremomycetaceae. Gene Ontology annotation, cellular component: mitochondrion; cytoplasm. The transcript is spliced from 2 exons. Gene Ontology annotation, molecular function: ATP binding; arginine-tRNA ligase activity. The record is from RefSeq and is a predicted model, not a curated record. Gene Ontology annotation, biological process: mitochondrial translation; arginyl-tRNA aminoacylation. The coding region runs from base 1 to 2004 and encodes 667 amino acids.